Messenger RNA from Electrophorus electricus (electric eel), 2427 nucleotides. RefSeq lists its product as uncharacterized. NCBI's taxonomy places the organism in Eukaryota, Metazoa, Chordata, Actinopteri, Gymnotiformes, Gymnotidae. Gene Ontology annotation, molecular function: calcium ion binding. The record is from RefSeq and is a predicted model, not a curated record.
AUGGAGCUUGACGCCAGUAACUUUAGUCAUACUCCUCUGAAAACUCCUACUGCAGGGCCUACCCCCACCUCUCCAGGCCGUAACCCAGUGAGUUGCCAAGGUAACCAGGUGCACGUGGGAGGCCAUAACUGCUCCUGUGCUGUAGGCUACACUCAGACUGAGGCUUCAGAGUGUCAGGAUAUUGAUGAAUGUGAGUGGGCAGACCCGGGACCAUGUGGGAUUCACAGCAACUGUACAAAUACCCCAGGCUCAUUCAUGUGUAGCUGUCUCCGUGGUUACCUGGGGAGUUCUGGGGGUUGUCAAGAUAUAGAUGAGUGUUCAUUAGCUGCCAUAACUGGUCUGCAAGCAUGUGGGAAAGGAGCGGAGUGUAAGAAUAGCCCCGGUUCCUUCUCCUGCCACUGUCCAACUGGAUUUGUCCUGGCACUUAAUGGACGCGACUGUGUUGAUGUUGAUGAGUGUAGCUACGAGGAGAGCUGUAGGAGGGAGCUUGGGAAUGUGUGUGUGAACAAAAUGGGCAGCUACAAAUGUGUGUGUCAGACGGGCUUCAGAGAAGAUAAGGCAGCCUGUAUUGAUGUGGAUGAGUGUGUCCAGCUGGAAGGUGUGUGCACUGAUCGAGGGGAGUGUGAGAACACUUUAGGGAGCUACAAGUGUGUGUGUUCGCGGGGAUACCAUGGUAACGGGACCCACUGCACAGAUGUGAAUGAGUGUGUGUUGGGUGUGCACAGCUGUGAUGCUAACGCCCGCUGCGGUAACAUCCCAGGCUCAUACUUUUGCCAGUGCCAGCAGGGCUACAGCGGAGACGGGCACUCCUGCUAUGAUGUUGACGAGUGCGCGGUGGGUGGCGGCCCUUGCGAGCAUGGCUGCAUCAACCUUCCCGGUGCGUAUCGCUGUGUGUGCAACAUUGGAUACACACUGACUGAGGACCUGCACAAUUGUACAGAUGUGGAGGAGUGUGUGAGCAGUAAUGGGACUUGUGAGCAGCUCUGCACCAACACUCUGGGCUCCUUCCUCUGCUCCUGCCAUCAAGGAUAUCAGCUGCACAUCGACAAGCACAGCUGUGUUGACAUUGAUGAGUGUAAGCUGCAGAAUGGGGGCUGUUCUCAUGGCUGCACAAACACACCAGGAGGACACACAUGCCACUGCUUUCCUCCUCUACUGCUGGACCACCUCAACACCACUUGUAUCAAUGUUACCUCGUGUGCUUUGCGGAAUGGGGGCUGUGAUCAUUCCUGCUCCCUGGGAGCUGACGGACGGCUGCGGUGCAGCUGCAGGGCCGGUUGGAUGCUGGCUGCUGACCGGAGAACCUGCCUGGAUGUGGAUGAGUGUGUGAGUUACAAUGCAGGAUGUGAGCAAGUGUGUGUAAAUCAUGCUGGUAGCUUUAACUGCGCCUGCAGGUCUGGGUUUGAACCACGCACAGACGAGCCCACCAGAUGCCAGCCGGUGUGUGAACCUCCCUGCCAGAAUUACGGCGUGUGUGUCGCUCCUAACACCUGUGACUGUCCUGCUGGCUACCCAGGGCCUGGAUGCUUAGCUAUGUGCUCUCCACCUUGUGCUCACGGAGGGACCUGCUUGCGCUGGAACACUUGUCUUUGUCCACCCGGCUGGACUGGAGAAGGUUGCCACACAGCCAUGUGCGAGCUGCCCUGUGGGAACGGAGGUCGUUGUGUAGCGCCACACACCUGCCAGUGUCCCUCUGACUACACUGGCCCACAAUGCCUCUCCCCUCUCUGCACACCCCCAUGUCUGAAUGGCGGGAGAUGUGUGGACAUCAACACCUGCAUCUGCUCAGGAGAUUGGCAAGGAGCUCGCUGUCAGAUAGAACCUGUGCAGUGUGUCAAGCCCUGUAAGAAUGGUGGAGUGUGUGUGGGACAUGGCAGGUGUCAUUGCACCAGUGGCUUCAUGGGGACACUUUGUGAAACCGCUGUCACUACACCCUGCAUGCCACCCUGCCAGCAUGGUGCCACAUGUAGCCCUCACAACACCUGCACCUGUCCCCCAGGCACCAUUGGGCUGCACUGUGAGAAACUGACGUGUCCGGUUGUGACCACGGUGGUGAGCAUGGCCCGGGCAGUGCGUAAGGGGGUCCGGGAGAGUUACGCUGAUCGCUGUGGACCUCUAGGGGUGCAGAUCUGCACAAAGUACAGGAUAAACCAAGUACGUGUGUAUCUACAAGCUUACAGAGUGGGAUACAAGAUCCAGUGUAGCAGCAAGUCAUGAAAAUGGUACACACUGUCCCUACCAACUCCCCAACAUGCACACAUACAUUUCGUCCUUUAAGGACCCCUGCCUACCUACACACAGACAGAUAGUAAUACACAUGACGCUAAUAAAUGUCGUUUUAUGAUUGUCUUAUAUUUUAUUGUGCAUACACAUACAUGUACAGUUUUAUGUAAUGUCUCGUAUUUCUUUUAAUGUACAUAUACACAC